Molecule: messenger RNA, 1366 nt
Organism: Momordica charantia (bitter melon)
Lineage: Eukaryota; Viridiplantae; Streptophyta; Magnoliopsida; Cucurbitales; Cucurbitaceae
Source: RefSeq, a predicted model, not a curated record
AUGGUGAAGGAAGAAGGGGAAGAUGAUGGUGAGACUCAACAACCAGAAGCAGCGACCAAUCGGCCCUCCGAUGCCGCUUCUUCGCCGGUGCCGAUCAUCAAAAGCGCCCUCAAACGCCCCAAGACUUCCCAACAACCCAACACCGAAGCUGCAGCACUGGCACAGGAACCAGCACCACCAGGAAAACGCUUAAGGUUCAAAACGACAACAGAUGCCUCAGAGACCCAAGUUCUAGAGGCUAUGCAGAAGAUAGCUUCGCACAUCAAGAACCCCACCAAGUUCAGUAAGGCUGCAAAACUUGCCAUACAGCUCAUUCAGGCAGGAAGUGUGAAGCCAGCAACCAGCGAUCGUUUCUUUUCCAUACUUGGAGCUGCCAUGUCCAUGUCUUCAUCCACUCCUUGUACAGAUCCUUCGGUACGGGGAGAUUAUCAUGCAUUGUUCUCAGCUGCACAAUCUGCAGUGGAGUGCCUUAACAGAAAGCAGAAGAACCAGUUGUCGACAUGGACCAUUCAGACUGUGUUGGCAAAUGAUUUGUUGACAGAUGACAGCUUUGUGUUUUCAAAGACAGCUGGACAAAUAAAAGAAGCCAUUUCUAAUCUUCCAGUUGCAACCAAGGAUGAUGACAUUGAGGAAGCUGAAGCACUUAAAGCUCAUGAAGAAAACACAGAUGAUGAACAUCAGAAAAAGCAGUCUGCUGCUCCAGCUGAAGAGAGAGUUAACCAGGAAGAAUCCGAUCCAUUUGGACUCGAUGCUUUUUUGCCCGGUUCGCUGAAGAAAGGUGAAAAGGCAAAAGGGAAAAGUGAUGUGGCAUCCAAGACUAGAAAGGAUGAAGAAUUAGAGACCAAGAGUUUUCUCAAAGCACAAAGAGAAGCCUUAAUUAGCUGUUUAGAAAUUGCUGCUCAUCGUUAUAAAAUUCCAUGGUGCCAAACUGUCAUUGAUAUCUUAGUGAAACAUGCGUUUGAUAAUGUUACAAGGUUCACAUCACAGCAACGCGAUGCGAUCGGGAAAUUGUGGGCUUCAGUGAGGGAACAACAAAAUCAUAGGAAACAAGGAAAGUCAGUCUCGGGUAAACUUGAUGUAAAUGGAUUUGAAUGGCUGCAACAGAAAUAUGCCAGUGAGAAGAUCAGCAUUCGGCACUCUGUUGGAGCAAGUGGCGAUCGAAAAGCACAACAGUGGCUUGGUUGACAAGUCGAACUUUCCUCAAAUCAAGGUUUUCUGAUUUACUUUCCUUGAUGUUUCUUCUGACAUAAAAAUGUGCCUAGAUUGUAUUGCUGAAAUUUGUAUGUACAUGUAUUUAGUUAAAUGACCACGAUUUGGAAUCUUAUCUUUACCAAUAGCCAAGACAAGAACAAUAUCCUUCACUAAA